AACAAUCCUUCCUCAUAAUAUCGCUCGUUAGAACAUGCUCGUGCGUUUAGUGAAACGUAUUUCCAUACUGCAAAGAAACUAAGAGUCCUUUCCGACAUAUAAAUCAUAGAACUUGAUAAUGUCGUUUCUUCGACGACCUCUGAUUAAUAUUUGCCGAAUGUGCCAAAUACAAACUGUAAAUAAAUUAAAUAAAGGCAGCAUAUACAAUAUACACAGGAAUAUAUUUUAUACAAAAUUUAACAAAUGUACGAAUAGUAGUAAUUCUAACGAUAUAAAAAAUCCGGGAUUAUCCUUCACGUCAAAUGAAAAUAAAAUUGAAACAUCUAUAUCAACCAGUGGCACAGAGUAUGACGAGAUGAUUCGAUUUAUUGAAGAUGAGCCAGACACUAGCGAAGAGUUACGAACUUUAGAGGAUUUAACCAUUGAUGAACUAGAAGAGAUCUAUGAUUAUGAUGAAGUAAGCGAAACUAAUAUGGAUUUAGGAGAUGAAAGAGAAGUUACUUAUCCCAUCAAUCUUGAAAGAGGUGUCGAAGGAGUUUUCGAUCUCGGAGAAGUGAUAGAACUCUUAAAAGCUGAAAAUAUGACGAAUAUUGCUUGCAUUAGGAUUCCCCCGGAAAUUAAUUACGCCAGUUAUAUGGUUUUAACUUCGGCAAAAUCUACCCGUCAAAUCAGAGCUGUUUCCGAGUUAUUCCAAAUUCUUUGGAAAAAGAAACGAAGUAAAAGAGAUCGAAAAUUCUUAAGGGUAGAAGGGAAAAAUACUACUGACUGGUACGCUUUAGACAUGGGUAAGGAAAAGUAUGACUUGGAAACGUUAUGGACAGUGGGGAGUCACUUGGAAAAAGACGAAGAGUUGAUUAAACCAGACUCUUUCAUGUCUUUCUUAUCGGGCACAUCCGGAAAUGAAACUAGUGAACCAUCUAAUAAAACUUUUGGAGAAGAAGAAAGCAGGAAAAUUGACUUGGAAGGUUGGGACAACCCGAAUUGGCAUAAUGAUAAAGUACCCUAA
Messenger RNA from Dimorphilus gyrociliatus, 1006 nucleotides. The record is from the annotation of a GenBank genome assembly. Lineage: Eukaryota; Metazoa; Annelida; Polychaeta; Dinophilidae.